Penicillium coprophilum is the source of this 5418-nucleotide messenger RNA. RefSeq names its product GTPase-activating protein IML1 (gene iml1). Gene Ontology annotation, cellular component: GATOR1 complex. Gene Ontology annotation, molecular function: GTPase activator activity. NCBI's taxonomy places the organism in Eukaryota, Fungi, Ascomycota, Eurotiomycetes, Eurotiales, Aspergillaceae. The transcript is spliced from 3 exons. The coding region runs from base 1 to 5418 and encodes 1805 amino acids. Gene Ontology annotation, biological process: positive regulation of autophagy; intracellular signal transduction; negative regulation of TORC1 signaling. The record is from RefSeq and is a predicted model, not a curated record.
AUGUCUAUGCGCGGGCCCAUGCGGCGGUCGCACCUGAGGCAAGUGAGCGCGGCGAGCUUGGAAAGCAGCUCCACCCACUCACUGGAGACCUCGCACCGUGACCACGACCACGACCAAGCCGCAGAUGAUAGGACUGUUCGGCUCUCCUCAACAAGCUGGACGCGACAUCAAUGUGCGCUCUGGGUCCACGAUGAGACGUUUUCGCGUGAAGAGAUUUUGUUGAACCCGUCGGCUUUCGGCGAGACUGAAGUGCAAGUUGGAGAUGUCGUCGAGAUCCUGCCCGUGCGGGGGCCUGGCGAUGCUAGUUAUUCUACCCUAAAGCCCGAGGCCGCUUUAAAAGCUUCCCGCGAAGGCCAUGUGGAACUCAACUCGGCGUCCCAAGCUGAUAGCACCUCAAAAUUUAAGACUCCAUUGCAGAACCGUUGUCUAUUUGUGGUCAAGGCCCUUCCGCCAGAAACCAAGGCUCGAAAUCCUCAAUUGGAGAUUUCGGUAACAAACAACAUCGCCAAUAUCUUUGGUUUUAAGAAUAGAACGCAAGUUCUAUUAUCGAUUGUGGAUCGAGACCAAUGUGCGGCGUCUCAUGUCGACAUUGCCUUUCGCGAUCAGUACAUGGUUCGAUCGGACAUGUGGAGACUAGUCAUGUCGGAGUUAUCAGAUAAAAUCAUAUACAAAGGACAAAAAAUCAUGUUCAUGGGGAGCAUCAAAGCUACUGUGAAGAACAUCUUUAUCCGCGAAAGAAAAUGUCUUUCGGGAUAUUUUUCGCCACAAACGAUCCCUAUUUUUCGAAGCGAAUCAGCCAAAUAUGUUCUAUUCAUCCAAAUGUCGAAAGAAAUGUGGGAUUUUGACUCGGAGGGGACUGGGGACAUCCUCUUCAGUCGGGUUAUCAAUGGAUUUCUCCCGGAGCUCUUCAAGCGAUGGGCUAAUUCGGACGCAAAACAUCUGGUUACCAUUGUGUUGUUUACCCGGGUCGAGUAUGAUAGGCCUAAGAAUCCCACUCAACCCAAACUCGGCGCUGGGAGCUUGAACAGCAGAUCCGGACCCAACAAAGUUCCAACUCGAGACUUCUACCGUGUGGUAGUAAAUGAUAUGGCAAGCGGUCAUUGGACAACCAUCUUAGAUGAGCUGAAGAGAGAAUUCAGGACCUUUUUGCGAGAUGUGUCAAUCCUGAAAACGGAUGACAUUGAUGCUGCAACUGGUAGUGGUAUCAAGAUCCCUUCCAAGCCAAACAUGGCGACCAUUGCCGGGCACCCAAGUUCAGCUUUACGAGGAAACAUCUUAGAGGCCAUUCAUCUCGCCUCUGCUCACCUGGCUUUCGACCAUAUAGAUCGAGACAUGGUCCACACUGGCACCUCGAUCAUUGUUAUCACCCCCGGUAGCGGCGUUUUCGAGGUCUCUUACGAGUCCUUAACUUCUACAACAGAAGCUCUUGCGAAUCGAGGCAUAGCAAUUGACUUGGUCUGUUUGAGUCCGAUGCCUCUCCAUUCUGUGCCACUCUUCAAAUACCGGGAGCCAGUAGACCGAGAUUCUGGGGAUUCGGGAGGGGCUAGGUUCAAUGAAGCUAACAGGGAUAGGAUGUCUUCUGAGAUACAUCAUUCCCUGUCAAGCGUUGUUAGCAGAUCCUCAUAUCUUUCUCCAAGCUCAUACCUGUCCGCGACCAGAAUGAGGGAACGGACAACUCCCCAAGCCAAAGAUUGGAGCUUUGGAAUCCCUCAUUGGCUCGAUAUCUCCUAUUGGAACCCUGAAACAUAUCGAGAGGCCCGGCGCAUCUUGAAAAAAGAUCCAAAUGCGCCCAUCUCGCUUACUGUCACUCGGCCAUCAAAGGCUUUCACGCCACGAGUGCGCAUGUAUGAGAUCCAAAUGAUGGGAGUCGCCGUGGAACGAGACCUCGUGGACCUUGGCCCAGUUACAGCUCAGCUAGUCGUGUUCCCCCCCAAAACCCGUUUCACGAACCCUUCAUCUUUCAAGGCACAACUCAGUGAUAGCCUCCGCCCGGAAUCCUUUAUCCAGAACAUGGCAGACCAAAAUGAAUCGCAGACUCGAGAUAUGCAGAGUUCACGCAAGGCAGUGAUGUCUUGGAUGGACCAAUACGAUGAAACCCUUUUUGCUGUCUCUCCGAAACGGCAGCAGACUACCAAAGCGCCCAAGGCAAAGCGACCCAGUGAAUCAGAAGUCCAGGCUGCUGGUGGUGGAGUGCAUGAACGGCUAUCCGCCCGCUCUAUCACACGCCUCCGCCAUCAUGAAACGAAUCCAGCUGACGAGAACGAUUCUGUGCACUCUGGGCCUCGAAGAAUUGACUCAAAUAUGACUACACCAAGAAGCCCAAGCUCGGGCAAGAGCAUGUCUCCCAUAAAACCAGUGUUGAAGAAGACGCCGGCGCCCAUGGCCUCGCGGAUUUCUCGGACGAUUAGUUUUGCGCUUCGAGGCUUGAGCGCUACACCCCCGAGAGCCUUAGCAAGCACCGGAGUCAAUGUGGAACAUGCCAGCGCUUUGCCCAUGACAAACCAAAGAACUCCUGUUGGGUCAAUGUCCGAUGCCAGGAGUAUCACUUCUUUGAGCCCGUCAGAAACAGCAUCGACUACAUCAGUCUUCGAGGUACUUUCGACAUCUUCAACACCUGCCAAGGUUUCUCAGACCCCUGCUAAGCCGAUUUCUAUCAAAAUACCCCCCAAAAAUUCACCAAAAGAAUCCGAACAGCCAGAGCAGGUGGGCCCCAAUGGAUCACCGCCGGUAGAGACCGCACCAAACGAAGUCAGUCGGAGCCAUGGUGAACAUCAUCCGAACGAUCACAAGAUCGAAAUAACUCUCAACCAUAGUCCACGCGAGCCAUAUGCGCGAAACUGCCCCAGCAAAGCUCUGUCUCCAUGGGUCCGGUCUGUUAACCCAUGCAAUACCCCUAAAGACGUGCUGCGGGAUACUAGUUGGUUUGGCCGCUGGCAACAUGCGUAUCCCCGUCCUCCUCAUGUGGCCGUGGUAAAGUGGAAGAGUUUGAAGUCUCCCGCGGUGCUUCCACUGACGACGGAAGAAUUUCCAACAGCUAGUGUGCUUGCCUCGGACUAUCUGCAGACGCCAUAUCGUGUCUUCCCAAAUGAAGAUUCUGAAGGCAUUGAAGCACCAAAGACACGUGGGGUGCUUUUACGAGAAAUGAUCUCGCUCCGGCUUUCUCAUGGCUUCCAAAUUAUUGUCGGAAAACAUGUGGCUGAAGUAUCCGCGCAGCCUGCCCUUGAAUCAUUGAACGUCUUCGAUUUCCGAGGUCUAGAGCGCGAUGGGCUCACAAUGUUUCUCUCCAAGGGCAACACAAUUCAUCGACUUGUCUGCAUCCAAGAUGGAGAAGUGGAAGUGACCCGCUUCACGCAUCAAAAUUCUGCGGUGGUCACUUCUCCCAGAAAGCCUACCUAUACACUAUAUCAACCGGCUAUGAAAACAAUAUUGAGCGCGGAAUACGAAGUGAAGGAUAUAAAGCUGGAUCCAACCUCCGAAGAGUACAAUUGGAACUAUGCCGAUAACUAUGUGGCUGGUCAUCGAGAUUAUCUCCAAAACCCAGCACAGCAGCUGCACUUCUGGCGAGUUCGUUACGUCUUGAUUCCGCUCCAGCUUCAUGCCAAUUCUCGGCGCAAUUUGCAAACUUCCCAUGAGGAUAACGAGGAAGAAAUUCAUUUGCUCGGGAUCAGCCAACUAACCCAUAUCUGGCAACGGUUCAAGUAUGUGUCGCCAGAAGAAAAGCUUUUCGAGACGUCGAAUCCCAAACGAGAUCAGAAUCCUUUGAACAUCAUGUACCAAACACGCAAUCCAUCGGAAAUUGACUUGACAACCCCCCCUGCUCAGCUCUUACCCGAGUCGGAAUUGUUGGACAGAUCCAGCAUCAGUCUUAUGUCGUUGGCGCAAAUCAUCCAAGGCGAAAAGGGCGUCCGGAUGAUGGAUCGACGGUGGCAUUGGAGGUUACACUACAAUUGCUUCAUCGGGUUUGAAUUCACAACCUGGCUGUUACAAAACAUACGUGAUAUCGAUACCCGUGAACAAGCAGUCAAAUUUGGCAACGAAUUGAUCGAUCAUGGCUUGUUCCAACACGUGGAGAAGAGACACAAUUUCCGAGAUGGCAACUAUUUCUAUCAAGUGUGUGCCGAUUAUCGUGUUACUCGUCCAGAGUCUCGAGGAAGUUGGUUCCCUCAGCUUAGAUCAGACAAAUCGAUGCCGUCGACGCCGGCCAUUGGCACUGCCAAAGACUCUCCCCUCAGCCUCAAAGCUCGAUCAGACAGCAUCGACGAGCGCAUACCACAGACUCCCAGUACUCCUUCCAAGGCGAAGAACAAAGUCGCUAUCAUGCUGUCCAAAUCUAUGAAAUACGAUGUUGAUCCGCGCAAGCGGUCGAAUCGGCCAGAAGUGAUUGACCUUCACUGGGACCGACUUCAUAACCCGGAGAAUUGCUUCCAUAUCGAACUCAGCUGGAUGAGCACCACCCCCAAGUUGAUUGAAGAUACCGUGCUUUCUUGGGCCUCAACUGCUGAAAAAUUUGGGCUGAAAUUGGUUCAGGUGCCGAUCGCCGAAGCCUGUGCUAUCGAUAAGACGCAGCCAUUCCGGAAACCCUACGAGAUCAAACUCAAGGUCCCACCACCCAAAGGACCACUCCACACAGUAUUCAACAAUGCGUCAUUUGCGCAACCAGGACCACCGGAUCGCCUUUAUUACCAGAAGGCCAUACUGCGGAAGUUUGAUUUCGUGCUAGACUUCGAAGCCUCCUCUGCAUUCCCGGCAGACGUUGAAGUAUCCUACUCCUGGGGGAAGCCAGAUUAUCGUUAUCCGCAAUUCAUCCACCGAACCGGAAGCAUCCUGGCCCAGAUCACCGACGAAGGCGAUUUCCUCCUGCUUGCCAAUCGGCUGGUGAGUACCCGUAGCACGGCGAGUCGAGACGCAGGCCGUUUCGAGAACCACAAUCGGUCCGAUUUCCGAGGUCGUGCACCGAAUCACGAUGGACUUGACCGCGUCUCACCGCGACUUUCUCCAAUUACCCGGCCCGUUCAUGACCUUGGCAGCAUCGGAAGCCCACUUACCCCAUCCGGAUCAACAAACAUUGACUCGGCGAACCUGUAUCGGGCCCCAGAACAUAUUCUUAACGGGCUCGCUGAGUUCUGCAAUGAUUCAGCCCAAUUGGAGCAAUUUUAUUCGGAGUCUCAUACCCGUCCAUUGUCCACGAAGGUGGAAUCGACUACUACAAACUUAAUGGAUGCAUCAAUCCCGUCGCUCGAGCUUCCUGCCAGUGUGGUCAGUCAUCAUAUCUCACCGCCGCCAGGGUUACCAUCCCGGAUUACCCGUGAGUCGCGCGAGGGACUGAUGUCACCGGAAGUUACGCGGGCCAGAGCUCGAGGGGAAAGUCUUAGCUACAAUGCAAGCCCUAGGAGUGGCAGCUUACGACCCUUGAUCUAA